Indicator indicator is the source of this 1937-nucleotide messenger RNA. It is a transcript of the gene PLS3, whose product is annotated as plastin 3. Gene Ontology annotation, cellular component: actin filament bundle; cytoplasm; actin filament. Gene Ontology annotation, molecular function: calcium ion binding; actin filament binding. The coding region runs from base 4 to 1917 and encodes 637 amino acids. Gene Ontology annotation, biological process: actin filament network formation; actin filament bundle assembly. The record is from RefSeq and is a predicted model, not a curated record. The transcript is spliced from 16 exons. Lineage: Eukaryota; Metazoa; Chordata; Aves; Piciformes; Indicatoridae.
GAGAUGGCCAACACCACACAAAUCUCCAAGGAUGAGCUGGAGGAACUCAAGGAGGCCUUUGCUAAAGUUGACCUCAACAGCAAUGGGUUCAUCUGUGACUAUGAGCUGCAUGAGCUCUUCAAGGAGGCCAACCUUCCUCUGCCUGGGUAUAAAGUGAGAGAGAUCAUCCAGAAGCUGAUGAUUGAUGGUGACAAGAAUAAAGAUGGGAAGAUCAGCUUUGAAGAGUUUGUCUAUAUUUUCCAAGAGGUGAAGAGCAGUGACAUUGCUAAGACCUUCCGAAAAGCCAUCAACAGGAAGGAAGGGAUCUGUGCCAUCGGGGGCACCUCCGAGCUCUCCAGCGAGGGCACGCAGCACUCCUACUCAGAGGAAGAAAAAUAUGCCUUUGUGAACUGGAUCAACAAAGCCCUGGAGAACGAUCCUGACUGCAGGCACGUCGUGCCAAUGAACCCCAACACAGAUGACCUGUUCAAAGCUGUGGGAGAUGGCAUUGUGCUGUGCAAAAUGAUCAAUCUUUCUGUUCCGGACACUAUUGAUGAGAGAGCAAUUAACAAGAAGAAACUGACCCCCUUCAUCAUUCAGGAGAACCUGAACCUGGCACUGAACUCCGCCUCGGCCAUCGGCUGCCAUGUGGUCAACAUCGGGGCAGAGGAUUUGAGGGAGGGGAAGCCCCACCUGGUCCUUGGGCUCCUCUGGCAGAUCAUCAAGAUCGGCUUGUUCGCAGACAUCGAGCUCAGCAGGAAUGAAGCCCUGGCUGCCCUGCUUCGUGAUGGGGAGAACCUGGAGGACCUCAUGAAGCUCUCCCCAGAGGAGCUGCUCCUCAGAUGGGCCAACUUCCACUUGGAAAACGCAGGCUGGCACAAGAUCAAUAACUUCAGCUCAGAUAUCAAGCUCACAGAUUUUGGUAACUCAGUAAAGGAUUCCAGAGCCUAUUUCCACCUCCUCAAUCAAAUUGCACCCAAAGGGCAGAAGGAAGGAGAGCCUCAGAUUGAUAUUAACAUGUCUGGUUUCAAUGAGAAGGAUGACCUGAGGAGGGCAGAGUUCAUGCUGCAGCAGGCGGAGCGCCUGGGCUGCCGGCAGUUCGUCACUCCGGCCGACGUGGUCAGCGGCAACCCCAAGCUCAACCUGGCCUUCGUUGCCAACCUCUUCAACAAGUACCCAGCACUUACCAAGCCUGAGAACCAGGACAUCAACUGGACCCUGCUGGAAGGAGAGACCCGCGAGGAACGGACCUUCCGCAACUGGAUGAACUCCCUCGGGGUCAACCCCCACGUCAACCACCUCUAUGGUGACCUCCAGGAUGCCCUGGUAAUACUGCAGCUGUAUGAGAAGAUCAAGGUCCCUGUCGACUGGAACAAGGUUAACAAACCUCCAUACCCUAAGCUGGGGGCAAACAUGAAAAAGUUAGAAAACUGUAACUAUGCUGUAGACUUGGGAAAGCAUCCAGCUAAAUUCUCUCUGGUUGGCAUUGGAGGACAGGAUCUGAAUGAUGGAAACCCCACUCUGACCCUGGCCUUAGUCUGGCAGUUGAUGAGAAGGUACACACUGAACGUCCUGGAGGACCUGGGUGAUGGUCAGAAAGCAAAUGAUGACAUUAUAGUCAGCUGGGUAAACCAGACCCUGAAAGAAGCUGGCAAGUCCACCUCCAUCCAGAACUUCAAGGACAAAACCAUCAGCUCAAGCUUGGCAGUUGUGGAUUUAAUUGAUGCUAUCCAGCCUGGCUGUAUCAACUAUGACCUGGUGAAGACAGGCCACCUAUCAGAAGAUGACAAACACAAUAAUGCAAAGUAUGCUGUGUCCAUGGCAAGAAGGAUUGGUGCCAGAGUUUAUGCUCUUCCAGAAGACCUGGUGGAGGUGAAACCGAAGAUGGUCAUGACCGUGUUUGCCUGCUUGAUGGGCAGAGGAAUGAAGAGAGUAUAAAAGAGCUGGGCCUUGUAAAG